UAUAAAAGAAAAAGUGCAAGUGAGUGAAUAGAAAGAAAAUAAAAAUAAAAAUACCGGCAGCAACAGCAGCGAGAAAGUUAAAAUAAAUUGAAAUAAUUUAUUCAAUUUAAUUCAAAACAAAUCAAAAGCAACACACAAAAAACACCUGCUAUGCUUCCAAGUAAUUUUCUCAGAACCAGCCGAUUAGCGGCCAAGAAUUUCAUGCGCACGCUUACAUAUAGAACUACCACUCGUCGUUGUCCAACAGCAGCCACAAUUCCAUCGGUUUCUGUUGCUGGUAUUCGAUUGUGUUUGGUUUUGUUGCCUAUUCAAAUUUUACCACUAGUGCAAGUGGUUCGGUGUUCUUCUGCUGACGCCGAAAAAAAUAACACGAUGUCUGACGAAGCAAAGAACGCAAAAUCAAUUUACGACUUCACAGUCAAGGACACUCAUGGCAAUGAAGUGAACUUGGAAAAGUACAAGGGCAACGUUGUUUUGAUUGUGAACAUCGCUUCGCAAUGUGGACUUACCAAGAACAACUACCAAAAGCUGACUGAAUUGAAGGAAAAGUACGGUGAAAGGGGAUUGAAAAUCUUGAACUUUCCCUGCAAUCAGUUCAAUUCACAAAUGCCCGAAGGCGAUGGUGAAGCAAUGGUAUGCCAUUUGAGAGAUGCCAAAGCCGAUAUUGGAGAUGUUUUCCAAAAAAUUGAUGUUAAUGGUAAGGAAGCUCAUCCACUUUAUCAGUACCUCAAGCACAAGCAAAGUGGAACUCUGACCAGUAGCAUCAAAUGGAAUUUCACAAAAUUCUUGGUCAACAAAGAAGGUAUUCCUGUUGAACGUUAUGCACCUACUACAGAUCCUAUGGACAUAAGCAAGGAUAUUGAGAAGUUAUUGUAAGAAGUGGCACUGAGAUGAAACCAAAUAAUAUUCAUUAUAAAUGUUCCUUCUUAAAAAUGAAUUCAUCAAAAAAUAUAUAUGUUAACUUUUAUUGUCCCUUGCUUAUAAUAAGUGAACUUACAGUUAUUUUCUAAAUUAUUUCUUUGAAAGAAAAAAAUGUAUUUGUUUGAAGAUGUAAAAAGUGCAUUUGAUUUAAUGAAGAUUUCAACUCUCUUUAAAGGUUUGAAUUAAAUAUCUCUAUUGUACUGCAUUAUUUUAAUAAAAGUAUUUUAAAAAUUAUAAAGAA
Messenger RNA from Eupeodes corollae, 1162 nucleotides. RefSeq lists its product as uncharacterized. The transcript is spliced from 4 exons. The record is from RefSeq and is a predicted model, not a curated record. NCBI's taxonomy places the organism in Eukaryota, Metazoa, Arthropoda, Insecta, Diptera, Syrphidae. Gene Ontology annotation, biological process: response to oxidative stress. Gene Ontology annotation, molecular function: glutathione peroxidase activity. The coding region runs from base 151 to 876 and encodes 241 amino acids.